UUCCGUACUCUAUAUCUCUCGCCUUUACACCAUCUCUCUUUUGUUCGCUCUUUUUAUUGUCUAUUACCUCUCUUCUCUGUUAUUGAAAAUGGAUGAGUUUAUGGACAAAGCCAAGAACUUCGUGGCCGAGAAGAUAGCCAACGUCAAGAAACCAGAGGCCAGCGUGACAGAUGUGGAUCUAGGCAGCGUCCACCGCGAUCGCGUUGAAUACAACGCCAAGAUCUCAGUCAACAACCCUUAUGGACAUCCAUUGCCCAUUUGCGAGGUCUCCUACACUCUCAAAAGCGAUGGCAGAGUGAUAGCAUCAGGAAAAAUGCCAGACCCAGGAUCACUAAAAGCAAGCGACACAACUCUUCUUAAUGUGCCACUUGAGGUGCCACACAGUAUACUGGUGAGCUUAGUGAAGGACAUAAGUAGAGACUGGGACAUAGAUUAUAUGCUAGAGGUGGGUCUAACUAUUGACCUUCCCAUCAUCGGUGAUUUUACCAUUCCUCUCUCUAGUAAGGGCGAGGUCAAGCUCCCCACCCUCUCUGAUUUUUUCUAGGAACACAUCCUACUUUCAUGCUUUCUUGUAUUCUGUUACCAGAGACUGCAAUAUGAUAUUGUAAACUUAUGAAUAAAGUUUUAAUUUAGAAA
Molecule: messenger RNA, 636 nt
Organism: Ricinus communis (castor bean)
Lineage: Eukaryota; Viridiplantae; Streptophyta; Magnoliopsida; Malpighiales; Euphorbiaceae
Product: desiccation protectant protein Lea14 homolog
Exons: 2
Coding region: 89-544 (151 amino acids)
Biological process (GO): response to desiccation
Cellular component (GO): cytosol
Source: RefSeq, a predicted model, not a curated record